AUGGAAUCGGAUAUAGAAUUCGUUGAGUGGCGUGGAGUAAGCAAAAAAAUGACAAAAUCUACCAUCAAAUCUGAAUCUGAGCCAGCGCAGGAUGCCAACAUCAAUGACAAACUCACAACGGAAUCUGAUGAGGAGCAGGGCCAACGCUUACAUGGCGGAUCAUCGCCUUAUUACGAUACCGACGAUUUCAGUGUGCCAUCGACUUCUUCACCUGUAGAAGAUGAACCUGAAAUCGAUUUUGAAUCAGCCAAGAAGAGAAGGAGAUCCAAAUAUAUGAGAAUUGCCAAAAUUAGCGUGCUCUUUGUAUUUUGGGUUGUUUUUACGACUCUGCUACUAAUCAAAGCCGAACACGAACAUGCCACAUCGAAUUUCAUAUGUGUACCUAAUGGCACGGAGAAGAUCUUUCAUGUGCCGGAAGAGUCAACAGCGACUGGAUUUUAUAUCACGACCACCGGUCCGUUUGUAAUGAUUUCCAAAGAAAAAUUGCAAAAAAUCGGCGAUAAAAACAAAAUGUUGACCAUCAAAGUGGUGCAAUCGAUUGGCAAUGGAACUGGAACGCGCGACGUUACUAAGGCUUGGAUUUUGAAUUUGGCGAACACUACGCAGAAAAUUCAUCUCGUGGAACGAAAAAGACUCUUCGCCUUGGGGGGAAUGUCUCCGAAUGAUAGUAAGAAAUUGCACAUAAGCUUCGUAACGAAUAUACCCGAACCACUAGCACUGGAGUUCUACUACGAAGCGACGCCUAUCAAUUUAGUAAUAGGCAUCACUAUUGCCUUACUGCUGGUCAUCGGUUUUCACAUACUGCUGAUGAUGGACAUUGUGCAUCGGGCACUGGCAGUCAUCGUUUUCUGUACGCUGUCGAUAAGUAUGCUAGCGAUGCUAAAUCUGCGUCCUUCGCUGCGCACCAUCAUCGAAUGGAUCAACUUUGAGGUACUGUUGCUGCUGUUUGGCUUCACACUCAUUAUAGCUAUUUUGGCGGAAACUGGCAUUAUCGACUACCUCACUUUGCGUACUUACGAGUUUUGCAAUGGCCAUAUCUGGCCAAUUUUGAACUGUCUUUGCCUCAUCACUUUCAUUGGUGCAUUAUUAAUCGACAGCGUAUUCGUGAUCCUACUCAUUGCUCCGAUUACGAUGCGUAUAAGCGAGGUGAUGGAACUUAAUCCAGUGCCAUUGCUUACCUGUCUGAUAAUCUCUUCGAAUGUCGGUGGCACGUUGGCGCCGGAUGGUGAGACGCCGACCAACUAUAUCAGAGGGCAAGAAGUAUUGCGGCGCGAGGGUAUCGAUGCACUGCUCUUUAUCGAGCACAUUUUGCCCGGCAUUUUGAUAGCGGGCACCAGCGCUUACCUGUACAUGCGCAUCAUCUAUCACGACUCGAACAGCAUGCGUUUCAAGGAUGGCGCCGAAAUUGAGCGUUUGCGUCGUGUCAUUAGUGUGUGGUCGCGUACGGCAAAGAGUAUUAAUGCCUAUUCGCAGGACGAAAAAGCCAUGCGCGAUACGGUUUUGUCGAAGGUGCGUCGUCUGCGUAAACGCUUGAAGCGUAUUGGCAAAAUGCCAACACCAGCAUCGAACUACGAUGAAACACUAAACGCACUCAAGUCACAAUAUCAGAUCACCGAUACGGUGCUGUUGGUCAAGUGCUGCAUUGUUUUCGGUUUUGUAUUGCUACUCGUGCUGCUGCACAUAAUUCCCGAUGUGCACUAUCUCUCCACAGCGUGGACUGCUUUGCUUGCCUGCAUUUUGCUGCUAAUACUCUCCGGUACGGAGGACUUCGAUGGCAUACUCGGCCGAAUUGAGUGGUCAACAAUGCUCUUUCUGGCCUGCGCCUUUGUAUUCUCCAAAACUACAGUACAAUUAGGGCUCUACGAGGUUAUUUGCAAUGUGACGGAGAAGCUUAUUAAGUACAGUGGUUCCAGCAUGAAUUUGUUUGUUGGAAUUUUGAUAGUCGUGUGGCUUUCGGCAUUGUGUUCUACCAUUCUCACUGACUCUUCGGUGAGCUCCAUGAUGCUGCACACCGUUAUUAAUGCCAUUGAGGACAUAGAUGAAAAUCGUCCGCCGGUGCAGCCAUUGGUGUGGGCAGUCAUACUUGGCACUGGUCUGGGCGGCAUCACUACCAUUAUUGGAGCUUAUGAGAAUGUCAUCUGCGCUGGUUUGGCAGAGAAGCAUGGAUACCGUUUUCCCUUUCUCUAUUACUGCAAGUGGCUGCCGCAUUUGAUCACUGUUGACCAACAACAAGUUGUUGAUGAUUUUGAGCAGUAUUUGGCUAUGUUUAAACGUAAUAAUCCGGAAUUUUUGCGUCGAUAUGUGACAAUGGAUGAAGCAUGGAUUCAUAACUUCACUCCGGAAUCGAAGCGAUCGUCAUCUGAGUGGACCUCGUCCAAAGCGCCCGAAAGCACAACAAUUAGCUGGAACGGUUAUGAUCUGGGUAUUCUGAAAUGUGUGUGGUAA
Messenger RNA from Anastrepha ludens (Mexican fruit fly), 2445 nucleotides. Its product is annotated as P protein-like. The transcript is spliced from 2 exons. The record is from RefSeq and is a predicted model, not a curated record. Bases 1 to 2445 code for a protein of 814 amino acids. Gene Ontology annotation, biological process: transmembrane transport. Gene Ontology annotation, cellular component: membrane. NCBI's taxonomy places the organism in Eukaryota, Metazoa, Arthropoda, Insecta, Diptera, Tephritidae.